AUGCAGAGACGGCAGGGUCCCGAAGACAUCUCGACUUCAGCGGCCGGUGUACCAUCGUCAUCAACGGGAGCGGCACCUUCGGCGGGCGGAGGCGGCGACGUAUCGUUUUGGUCGUCCCUGUCCGUGGUCGACAGCCUCUUCUCCGAUGACCCUCCGACCAGGCUCGGCCAGACGAUGAGCGCCGACCACGCCGGUGCCUUCGGAGGAGCCCCAUCUUCUUCGGCUUCGAACGGCGGCUGGCCUUCGUCGAUGAGCCUUUCGACGUCUUCGGCGCCCACGCACCAGAGCCACCUGCUCCACGCUCUCGGCGGAGGAGCGCAGGGCCAGGGCCAGGGCCAUCUUCAUCAGAUGGGAGGCAGCCACGGCGCGCUUGGCCUGCAGAGGUCGUCCUUCGAUGAAGGCAGCUUCUACUCGUCGCCAUCGGCGUCCCUCUUCUCUUCGUCGCCCAUCCUCUCGCCCCCCACCUCCCCGGCCAUCCAUUCGCUUAUUUACUCUUCAGAGGAAGAUCAUCACGAUGUGCGGUCUCUCGGAGGACUCGGCCUCCAUCAGCAGCACCUCAACAACAAUCACCAUCUCAGCCAUCAUCAUCAACAGCAGCAGCAUCUGCAAGGAGGCGCCGGCGCCUACGCUGGUGGCGGUUUCCACUCCAACGGGCUCCACUCGACCAACGGCGUCGUGACGAGGAAGCACAACUACUCCCUCUACUCCAACGGCGGCGCGGCCGGUUCGCCAUCUUCGGUCCAAUCCGCUGGCGGCAAGUACUCCAACGCGCGUCCUGGCAGCUCGGGCCUGCCCAACGGUGCUGGCCACAAGCACAGCGGCAACUUCGGCAACGGCUACGCAUCAUCUGGAGGCGGGGGCGGCUACCAGCAACAGCAACAGCAGCAGCAGUUCCACGGAGGCGGUGGAUCGGCUGGCGGCCAUUUCCGUGCAUCGCCGCCUCGUUCGCAGCCCAUCCAUGCUCCCGGGCCUCGCGGAUCGUCGGGCCUGGGUGGCAGCGGGGGCUACCCGGCCUCCUCGCCCCCUGCGCGGCUGAGGAACAACGGCGGCCUCGGAUCGAUGCCGCGCUCGUCGCCCCCGCGCAGCCAGCACUCGUACCUCUCGACCGCGCUCAAGGGCUCGAACAACGGCGGCGUGCAGCAGCAGGGCAAGCAGCAGUACGGCAGCGGCAACAUCCCUUCGAUCAGCCUUUACGCGGCCCCGACGGAUGGCAACAAUAUUUGUUUCGACGACGAGGUGGUGGCGCUCUCCCCUCGCGGCUCGGCCUCUGCAGUACUGCAGUCGCCCCGGCUCUCAUCGUCGCCUCUCCUCCACGGGUCGGGCUCGCAGCCCAUCCAGAUCUCGCGCAGCCAGCAGGGCCAAGCGGGCGGCUCUAUGGGUCCUCGCUCGCCCUCGGCACCUUCGGCGUUCGUCGUCUCGACCUCGCCGAUCAGCAGCCAGCUGGGAUCGCUCAAGAUCGAUGAAGCGAGCGAGACCUCGGGCCUCCUGCUGCUGCCGUCGACGACCCUGCUUCGCAUCUUCAGCUACCUCUCGGGCAGCGAUCUCGGCCACCUGGAGCAGGUGUGCAAGCGGCGCAUGGCCUACCUGGCCAACGACGACGGGCUCUGGAAGGAUCUCUACCUGAGACGCUACAAGCUGCUCGAAUCGGCGGAGGGGGCGAUGCUCCCGCCGACGCCCGUCGAUCCCACCAUCGGCGACGAAGAUUCGGAAUCGGACGAAUGGGCCUGGAUCUACUCUCUUCUGCAGCAGAACGAGAGAUGGAAGGACAUCUUCAAGACCCGCUUCUCAGCCGAGCAGUGGCGCAUCGGUUCGCUCAAGAUGUUCAACGGCUGCUGGGGCUUCAUCUCGCAGACGCCCAAUCCCGGCCAACUGCCCGAGCAGACGCUCGACAUCUUCUUCCACCGCAAGGACAUCGCUCCCGACGGCGAGUGGUACGAAGAUUGGUGGCUCAAGGAUACCCCCGGCGUCAGUCGCAGCCAGAAGUGCGGCUACUGGGACACCUUCCUCUGUGGUCGCAUCGUCCGCUACAAGCAGCGCGCCGCGUACGCCCAGGGCCGCCGUCCGCAGGCUUGCAACAUCAGCUUCGUCGGCGAGGAGAGGAGGGACCCCAUCACCGGCGAGCCCCUGCCCGCCCUUCACGACGCCAAGAUCGCCCAGCGGUCGCUCGCCGCCGCGAGAUUCGGCUAA
This is a messenger RNA of Acanthamoeba castellanii str. Neff, 2187 nucleotides long. RefSeq names its product Fbox domain containing protein. The record is from RefSeq and is a predicted model, not a curated record. Gene Ontology annotation, molecular function: protein binding. The coding region runs from base 1 to 2187 and encodes 728 amino acids. NCBI's taxonomy places the organism in Eukaryota, Discosea, Longamoebia, Acanthamoebidae. The transcript is spliced from 2 exons.